AUACGUCCUGCAAAUUUCCUCCUCCAAGUUCUUCCACUUUCUUCCACAUGGGUCAUUCUCAGUCAUAGCACGGUAACUCUACCGUCGACCCGUUAUCUACCCCCCGGCACUGAGAGAUGAGUUCGUAAACUGCUGUCAAGAGAGCACCGGUAUCGUUACCGGGUCGACCUAGGCGGAUGGAUACCCCCAUACCGUAAAAGCCAGAAUGGGUAAACAACCCGCAAUGUAGUCAAAAUUUCCCCCUCUAGUAAGGUAUUCUGAUGUUUCAAUUUUUUGUCACUCAGAGAGGGUGAGGAACUCUUCCUUUUUUGCCGUGUUUUUCUCCCCUUUUCCAAAUUAGGUAAUUCUUGACUACAUGGCACACUUCCUAUCUUACGAUCCCAUUGUUUUACCGCGCUAAGGAUGGCUAGUACUCCCCACUGUGGGCCCGGAUCGACCCGGGGGGUAACCCACCGCAAACCUACAAAGUCAAGCGCUCAGGAGGGCCCAAGGCUGAAAUUGUCUCUGCUCUCGUUAACAUAGUACAUCUCCUCGCGCUUCUUGUUCUACUAACUCCUCGAGAGUGAGUAGCGAACUAAUCAAGAGAUGAGAUCGUUGCCUAGUGGAGGUAUGGGUAGAGACCUGUUCCAUUACGAGCGUGCUAUGGCGCUAAAAUUUAUUAUCCACGUCAUUAGCGACAUUCACCAACCUCUCCAUACUGAGCAUCUCCUUGGUGGCAGCAAGGGAAAAGGGGUGCCUUCAGAUAGAGUGGAAAACACCCCUCACCGUGCGUGGAACUCAGCCAUUCUCGAGAAGCACAUGGGAGAAACUGCGAUCCAGAACGCUACAAGGCAGUUGAAUAACCUAUACAUAGAGAUAGAGACAGGCGAUUUCGAUGAUCCUUUUAUCAAACAAUGUUAGAGCGAGCGUAUCGAUCCGGCAGCGCAGGAAAAGUGCGCCUUCGUGUAGCCUCGUGAGUUUAACUGAUGGAUGUGUGAUUCUGUCUAUCGGCCAAUUAUUCCGAAGGGUUUGAGGUUAGUGAGCCUGGCGGAGGGUAUUCCGGUGGUGCGGUGGAGAUUGUGGGCGGGUUGGUUUCGAAGGCGCAGUGGAAACUUAUAGGAUAA
Tuber aestivum (summer truffle) is the source of this 1103-nucleotide messenger RNA. Lineage: Eukaryota; Fungi; Ascomycota; Pezizomycetes; Pezizales; Tuberaceae. The record is from the annotation of a GenBank genome assembly.